AUGGCAUCGCCGAUCACAGCGAAAGCUCUUCUCCUUCUUCUAGCAGUGGCGCUGCUUCUCAUUCCGGGACAUGGAUCCCUUGGAGGAGGGCCUCGCCGAUUCCUUCUCUCCAACGUCUCCAGCGAGAGCACCGAGGAGCAGGAGAUGGACAUGCUCGGGGAGCUCCAGAGCGCGAUCAACGCCUCCAUGGUGGAGCUCCAGCAAGCCACUUCCUCGAUCUCCUUGGACUCGCUCGAGGCCUCCCAAAACCAGCUGGCCAGCGCCAUGUCCAUAGUGAACACGGUCGACCAGCUCCUCUACAGCACCCUGAAAUCUUCAAACUCGUCCACCGUCUCCUCGGCAAAGCCUCCCACGUCCUCGGUCUCUUACGGCCUAUCUUCCAUCGCGGAAGCUCCAGAGGCGCGAGAGGGGAGCGAUAGCGGCAGCGAUGGCAGCAGUGGCGGCGGGCUUGGAGGACCUGGUGGCCCGGGUGGCCCGGGCGGUGGACCUGGUGGACCGGGACCCAAUGGCCCCGGGGGACCGGGAGGCCGCCCGGGCGGCCAGAGCGGUCAACCCAGCGGUCAGCAGCAAUUGACCAUCCUGGGAGACGUCCAGAGCGCGCUCAACAGCAGCAGUCAACUAGUGUCGUGCAUGCUUGCCGCCAGUCAAGUCCAGCAGCAGCUCGCAGACGCGGUCAACACGCUCGCCACGCUCGAGAGCGAGGUCACCGGCGGUGGAGGACCAUAG
Molecule: messenger RNA, 726 nt
Organism: Selaginella moellendorffii
Lineage: Eukaryota; Viridiplantae; Streptophyta; Lycopodiopsida; Selaginellales; Selaginellaceae
Product: putative lysozyme-like protein
Exons: 2
Coding region: 1-726 (241 amino acids)
Source: RefSeq, a predicted model, not a curated record